AUGGCGGAAACGCUGCAGAUUCCGGACGAGGAUGCCGCCUGGCUUGCUCCGCAUCUCUCGUCAGAAUCUGCCAUUCAGUCAGUGAGGAACCAGAAUCGUCCUUUCGUUACUCUGACCUUCGCAACAUCAUUGGACUCUUCGCUUUCCCUCGCUCCUGGGGUGCGUACGCGCCUCUCAGGUCCCGAAUCCAAGGCCAUGACACACUACCUGCGUCGUCAGCACGAUGCUAUCCUCGUCGGAGUCGGAACCGUUCUCGCCGACGACCCCGGCUUGAACUGCCGCAUCGCAGGUGCGGGUCUUGACGCUCAGCCUCGGCCCAUUGUGCUGGACCCUCGCGGCCGCUGGGAUUUCACCGAGCACAGUAAAGUCUUCGAGGUCGCUCGAGCAGGCAAGGGACUCGCGCCUUUUGUUCUCAUCGGGGCGGCAGCGGCUGUUGAUUCCGAGAAGCAGACUGUUCUGGAAGCUCACGGCGGAAAAUUUGUUGUUCUUGACGCCCGAGAGGCUGAACCGCGUUUCGAUUGGCCCUCCAUCCUCUCUGUCCUCUUUGCCGAAGGCCUACGCAGCGUCAUGAUCGAAGGAGGAGGCCAAGUUAUCAACUCGCUCCUGAGUCCCAAUUCCCAACAGCUCGUCGACACGGUCGUUGUGACCGUUGCACCGACUUGGCUUGGGCGCGGCGGUGUUGUCGUUUCUCCAGAACGAGUUCAUACUCCGGAGGGUACGCCCGUUCCUGCUGCUCGACUGGCAGAUGCAGCGUGGCGUCAAUUUGGCGAGGACAUCGUCCUUUGUGGCAAACUCAGCCGAGAGGACUAG
Colletotrichum spaethianum is the source of this 810-nucleotide messenger RNA. Its product is annotated as 2,5-diamino-6-ribosylamino-4(3H)-pyrimidinone 5'-phosphate reductase. NCBI's taxonomy places the organism in Eukaryota, Fungi, Ascomycota, Sordariomycetes, Glomerellales, Glomerellaceae. The record is from RefSeq and is a predicted model, not a curated record. Gene Ontology annotation, molecular function: 5-amino-6-(5-phosphoribosylamino)uracil reductase activity. Gene Ontology annotation, biological process: riboflavin biosynthetic process. The transcript has a single exon. Bases 1 to 810 code for a protein of 269 amino acids.